This is a messenger RNA of Colius striatus (speckled mousebird), 1703 nucleotides long. It is a transcript of the gene AIP, whose product is annotated as aryl hydrocarbon receptor interacting protein. The coding region runs from base 90 to 1130 and encodes 346 amino acids. Lineage: Eukaryota; Metazoa; Chordata; Aves; Coliiformes; Coliidae. Gene Ontology annotation, molecular function: peptidyl-prolyl cis-trans isomerase activity; protein binding. The record is from RefSeq and is a predicted model, not a curated record. The transcript is spliced from 6 exons.
CGGCCGCUCGGCCGCUGCUCCGGAAAGAGCCGAAGGGCGGCGGAGGCGGCCGAGGGGAGGUGGCGCGGGCGCGGCGGGCCGCGGGGACCAUGGCGCAGCAGCUCGAGGAGCUGCGGGCGGACGGCGUGGACAAGGAGCUGCUGCGGGAGGGCACCGGGCCGCUGCCGGACUUUCGCGACGGCACCAAGGUCAGAGCGGUACCGCGGCCCCCGGUGGAGGUGGGGGGGCAGGGCGAGACCACGUUCCACUACCGGACGCUGCGGUGCGGGGAUGAGGAGGCGCCGCUGGACGACAGCCGGGAGCGGGGGAAGCCGAUGGAGCUGAUCGCCGGCAAGAAGUUCAAGCUGCCGGUGUGGGAGGCGAUUCUGCGAACCAUGAGGCCCGGGGAGCGGGCCCGGUUCCGCUGCGACACCAAGCACGUGGUGCUCUACCCGCUGGUGUCCAAGAGCCUGCGCAACAUCGCGGCGGGGAAGGACCCGCUGGAGGGGCAGCGGCACUGCUGCAGCAUCGCCCAGCUGCACGAGCACUACUCCCUGGGCUACCCCGACCUGGACGAGCUCCAGAAGAACCCCCAGCCCCUCAUCUUUGACAUCGAGGUGCUCAAGGUGGAGGCACCCGGCUCCUACCAGCAGGACCCGUGGGCCAUGACGGAUGAGGAGAAGCUGCAGGCUGUACCCGUGAUCCAUAAGGAGGGCAACGAGCUGUACGGGCAGGGCAAGGUGCAGGAGGCAGCUGCUAAAUACUACGAUGCCAUCGCCUGUCUCAAAAACCUGCAGAUGAAGGAGCAGCCGGGCUCUCCGGACUGGAUUGAGCUAGACCAGAAGAUCACCCCUUUGCUGUUAAAUUACUGCCAGUGCAAGCUGCAGUGUGAGGAGUACUACGAGGUGCUGGAUCACUGCUCCUCCAUCCUCAACAAGUACGAGGACAACGUCAAGGCCUACUUCAAGCGGGGCAAGGCCCACGCGGCGGUGUGGAACGUGGCAGAGGCACGGGCUGACUUUGCCAAGGCUCUGGCCCUCGACCCCUCGCUGCGCCCCGUGGUCUCCAAGGAGCUGCGGAGCCUGGAGGCGCGGCUGCGGGAGAAGGACGCCGAGGACAAGAUCCGCUUCAAGGGCAUCUUCUCGCAGUAGAGCCCAACGCUCUCGGACCAGCUUCUUCUAGAUAUUCCACAUGUGGAAUGCAGAUGGAUGUUUAUUAAUGUUUAAUACAGACUUAUCUGAAGGGGUUUCCCAGCGGCCCGGGAGCUCGCCAGGGCCCGGGGACACCGCAGUGCACUUAAGGCGCAGUGUUAAGCGGCGCAGAGCAACGGCAGCGCACGGUCGCAGCCCGGGCUGAAGGUGAAGCUCCUGCCCAGGCUCUAAACUCUGCUCAUCAUCAGGCUGGGACAGGAGGGGGUGACACAAGCUCCAGCCUCUUGCUCUCUGCCGAGUUCUUUGAGUGGUCGUCGGAUGUUUUUAUACUUGAUGUUGGGGUGAGACUCUGCGCCCGAGCGAGCGGCGCUGCUGAGCCUCUGACCCCUCCGUGCCUGUCCUCCUUGCCACGUCCCACAUCGUCGCUUCUCCAGGCUGCUGCUACCAUCCCAAGCCCGUGUUUCCUCUCUACCACCUCAUCACCAUAAAUAUUUUAUAUAGAAUAACUGCUUGUAACUGCUGUCUGUACAGAAAUGGUCGUGCUGUGCCAAGAUAAACGGAAGUCAAACCAGU